UUCAACCAACUCAUUCAUUAGAAGUAGAGAUCACACGGAUCAUGUUGAUGCAUGGGCUGAACGUUGUGUUCAGACUGACAUCUGCCUAUGAUCAUCAGUAGACACGAUAAGCCAGAAGAUAUGCUGGAGCUAACUACGCAUUAACCGGCACUAAUUCAAGCGAUCCUCAUAUCUGCCAGAAUAAUUCCUUUCCAAUCACGCUGAUGGCAGCAAUCCCUCCACUCGAUACUCCACUAUAAGACCGCCAUUCCAUUGUCUCCCAAGUCGCAACAGACCAACCAUUUCACCUCGAUUCCUAUCCUACCCAUCUUCUUCCUCGCGGCGACCGGCGUCGUCCAUGGCUCGCAAGAAGGUGGCCAUCGAGUACAUCGCGAGCGACCCGACCCGGAAGGCGACGGCGAGGAAGCGCGACAUGGGGAUCAAGAAGAAGGCCGGCGAGCUGUCCGUCCUGUGCGGCGUCGACACGUGCUACAUCAUGUACCGCGAGGGCGGGGCCUCCCCGCCGGAGGUGUACCCGUCGGUCCCGGAGGCGAUGCGCGUCAUCGACCGCUUCAGGGCCAUGCCGGAGCUGGACCAGUGCAAGAAGAAGAUGGACGGGGAGGACUACGUCCGGGAGCGCAUCGCCAAGAUCCAGGAGCAGCUGCGCAGGGCGCAGCGCGACAACCGCCAGCUCGAGACCACGCUGCUCCUCCACGACGCCCUGGUCGGCCGCCGCCAGGGCCUCGCCGGCGUCGCCAUCGAGCAGCUCGUCAGCCUCGGCUGGAUGGCGGAGAGCUACGUCAAGAAGGUGAGCGACUGCAUCGCGUACAGGAGCAUGCAGCAGCAGCCGCAGCCGCAGCUGCAGCACGCCGGCGUGCAGGCUGAGCCGCCGCAUUACGCUGCCGCCGUCGCCGACGUGGAGGCGCCGCCGCACCAGCAGUUAUAAAUAAGACACACGCCCUCUGGUCCUUCCCGAUUUUUUGUAUGCCGAGUUUAGUACUCUUUAGGUUUGACUUUGGUACGUGAUCUGCUUCCCUGUCACUCGAAGAAGAACAAAGCCUGCA
Triticum aestivum (bread wheat) is the source of this 1043-nucleotide messenger RNA. Its product is annotated as agamous-like MADS-box protein AGL80. Gene Ontology annotation, molecular function: cis-regulatory region sequence-specific DNA binding; DNA-binding transcription factor activity, RNA polymerase II-specific; protein dimerization activity. Gene Ontology annotation, biological process: positive regulation of transcription by RNA polymerase II. Lineage: Eukaryota; Viridiplantae; Streptophyta; Magnoliopsida; Poales; Poaceae. Bases 338 to 925 code for a protein of 195 amino acids. The record is from RefSeq and is a predicted model, not a curated record. The transcript has a single exon.